CUGUUAUGCUGUUUUGUUCUUAAGCUUACGACAGAAAAAUUAUCUCGAUCAGCUCAAGUAAAGGUCGGCGUCUCUGGUGGAUCAGAAAUGAACGUAUAGAGAUCAAUAAUUUUGAGAAUGUACAUCAUGUUUAAGGUCAUCCUGCAUCUGAGUUUUCUGUUUCUGGUGGACAGAUCUUUGUCUUCACCAAUAAAACAAAACAAAACUAAAGUUCUUAUCCUUGGCGCCGGACUCGCUGGAAUUAAAGCGGCGAAAACACUACUGGACAGGAACAUCACCGACAUUCUGAUUCUUGAGGGAAAGAAUUACACUGGGGGUAGAAUACAUGCCAUCGAGUUUGCAAACCACUCGAUUGAAACGGGAGCGAACUGGAUUCAUUUCGUAAAUGAAGACGAAACCAAACCUAUCGUGGAUCGAAGGGACGCGAAAAAAUUGAAAGGUCUUACCUCUAAUUACUCAGACAUAUUGGUGAGGGACGAAGCAGGAAACGAUAUCACUGAUUUUGCAGUUCUGCGUGAGUUUUAUGACAAAAUUGAGCACAAAAUUGAAGACUACAAAGUAAAAUGGAAGGGCCAGCCAGACUUCUCCGCUCGUGUUGGUAUGAAGAGGAUGGGAUGGUCAGCUGAACAACCGAUAAAAAGCGUUAUUGAAUAUUUCAACAUCGAUUUCGAGUUCGCGAGGCCUCCAGAAGUGGUUUCCUUUUACAACAUGUUGGAGCGCGGAGAAGACUUCUUCAUCUCUGAUGGGCGAGGAAUAUGGUCCAUGUACGAAGAUCUUUAUAAGCCAUUGGAAGCGAAGACUUUGCUGGGCAAAUUAGUCACAAAAAUCAAGCAUAAUGCCGAUUCCGUUGAAGUACAAACCUCCGAUGGAUGGAGUUACCAGGCAGAUUAUGCCCUUUGUACAUUUAGCUCCGGAGUUCUGGCCAGCGACUUGGUUACUUUCGAGCCAGCCCUUCCUGAUUGGAAAAAAGAGGCCAUUCAUAAAAAUCCGAUGUCGCCUUACACAAAAAUUUUUCUAAAAUUUCCAAAAAAGUUCUGGGAUAAUCACGAAUAUAUUCUGUACGCUUCCAAAGAGCGCGGACGUUUCCCUGUGUGGCAGGAUCUGUCAAGACCUGGGAUCUUUCCCAUUUCGAGUGGAAUGUUACUGAUCACCGUAACAGGGUCUGAAGGACGAAGGAUUGAGGGACAAUUAUUUAAUGAAACAAAGGCAGACAUCAUGGGAAUGUUGAGAAAGAUCUACGGGAAUGGCAUCCCUGAAGCGACAGAUAUUUAUUAUCGCCGCUGGUCAAAGGAGCCGCUGACGCAAGGCGCAUAUUCAGAACCAGUGGUAGGUAUGACUUCAAAGGACUGGGAGAAUAUUGGAAAAAACUUAGGACGACUGUACUUUGCUGGCGAAGCGACGAGCGAAGACUGGUGCGGCUACAUGCAGGGUGCCUACCUGACCGGCGACAAGAAAGGGAACCUGAUCGCCGAUAAAAUCUCUCCACGUGAAUCUUACAACAAAGGAAAGAGUGAGGCAACCCCCACCAGCCCCAGCAAACCGGGAAAACCAAAGAGCGAGGCAACCCUCGCCAAAGUGUCUUCAGUAGGAAUCUUGUUGCUCCCUCUUUGGUUAAUAACCAUGUGGAAGUAAACAAUGCAUCAAGCCGGCAAGAGAUUUGUUAUUAGCCGUGAUAGCCCCAGGGCAGCCCUUACUGACUGAUAGAGUGACAUUACUUUAACUUUAAUGAAACAUUCGUGUUGCAUAGAGGACCCACUAGAUGUAGUAGUGUACUCUGUGGGAGAAUUUGUUAGCUUUUGCUUGUUAUAUAUAGAUAGCCAUUGGCUAAAGUUACGUGCCCACGAGGGCAAGGUGCAGUAAAAUUCGAAAGUAAUUAAGCAGACAGUAAGCCGCUGUACUUAUUACCCGCAGAUAGUCCUGUACAAGUACUAACUGCUUUCGGCUAGAUUUAUUAACCACGAGUUCACUUUCACUCAGCAUGUGAUUAUGUUACUAAACAAAGAGAUUCUAUGUUGCUGUGCUUUUGUUCAGUGAAGAAUCACACAUGACGUCAACAUAUGGCAAGAACAGAAAAGUAGUAAACGAUGGGCAGGCGAGAGUGUCAGUGAUGUUCUUUGAAAAAAAAAAAAGAAAAAAAGAAAAAAGCGCAUGAACAUUACUGGCAUUAAAUCUAAAUCGAUGGACAGGGGGGGUAUGUCACUGAUGCUCUUAUCACAUUUGACGUGAUCUGUGAUCUGUUACUGAACAACCCCACGGCAACACAGAAUCUAUUUGUUCAUUAUCUGAUAAGAAAGUCAAAAUGUCGUUAAUGUAAACGUCACCUAUGCGUCUGUCCAGCAAUAGAUCGUCGGUAAGAACCAUUCGAAAUGUGUGUAUAAUUCAGCUUGUAAUAAAUGUAGAAUAAU
Pocillopora verrucosa is the source of this 2405-nucleotide messenger RNA. The record is from RefSeq and is a predicted model, not a curated record. Lineage: Eukaryota; Metazoa; Cnidaria; Anthozoa; Scleractinia; Pocilloporidae.